GCCGUGCAAGUUAACAUGUUGCACUUCCGGUGCUUGUUUGGUUGGUAGUUUAAAAUGACAAACGCUGGCUAUAUGAAACACACUUUUAAUGCUUAAAUGGCAGCUAUACUAAAUGUGGAUACACGCCUAGGAACAAGAAGAGUCCUGUAGAGUGAACACAGAGUUGAACUUCUCUCUCUCUAUCGUACUAUGUUCAAAAAGAUGACUGAAUUUGGUCCAGAUUCCGGGGGGAGAGUGAAGGGAGUAACCAUCAUUAAGCCCAUUGUGUUCGGGAACGUUGCCCGUUACUUCGGGAAGAAGAGAGAGGAGGACGGACACACACAUCAGUGGUCUGUCUAUGUGAAGCCUUACAGAAACGAGGAUAUGUCUGCGUAUGUGAAGAAGAUCCAGUUCAAGCUUCAUGAGAGCUAUGGUAACCCACUGAGAGUGGUGACGAAGCCUCCGUAUGAGAUCACAGAGACGGGCUGGGGGGAGUUUGAGAUCAUCGUCAAGAUCUUCUUCAUUGACCCCAAUGAGAGACCUGUGACUCUGUACCAUCUGUUGAAGCUCUUCCAGUCAGACACCAGCGCCAUACCGAAGAAGACUGUUGUCUCUGAAUUCUAUGAUGAAAUGAUCUUCCAGGAUCCUACAGCCAUGAUGCAGCAGCUACUGACCACAUCGAGACAACUCACACUGGGAGCAUACAAGCACGAGACAGAAUUCAGUGAGCUGGAGCAGAGGACCAAGGAGAAAAUGGACGCGGCAAAGAGGAGAACCAGCCAGGAGAUCACUGAGCUGAAGGACAAACUAAAAGCCAGCAGAGAGAACAUCAACAGCCUGAAGGCAGAGAUCAGGAAGCUGGAGGACGACGGAGACCACAAGGACCACUGAGGAACGGACAUAAGGAUUAAAAACAUUGCUGUGACAUAUUUUAUGAUCACACAUUUUGUGUUUUAAUCGUUUUUUUUACAUGGACCCUCAGAGAAAACAUUACAUUACAACUUUUUUACCCACACAUUGCUUGAACCGCUGAUCCAACAUUAAUCCUGUCCACUCAUGUCCAUGUUAUUGGUACCUGAUAAGAGGACAACAGCAAAAGUCAUUUUAGCAAACCCACAUCCAUACCUACCUGAAGAGAUGUCCACUUUAGUGUCGGAAUGUAAAAAGUGUAAUAAUUUGGUUAUUUUUACUGAUCUUUUGAUUUUUCUAUAAAAAGUAAUUGUGUUUACAAGA
Messenger RNA from Trematomus bernacchii (emerald rockcod), 1212 nucleotides. It is a transcript of the gene yeats4, whose product is annotated as YEATS domain containing 4. The transcript has 7 exons. The record is from RefSeq and is a predicted model, not a curated record. NCBI's taxonomy places the organism in Eukaryota, Metazoa, Chordata, Actinopteri, Perciformes, Nototheniidae. Bases 190 to 870 code for a protein of 226 amino acids. Gene Ontology annotation, biological process: regulation of DNA-templated transcription.